AGGCUCCUGCACGAAGUGAUGCUCCUCUUUGCCUUGCUCCUAGCCGUGGGGCUCCCACUGGCAGCGGCCAAUGUCACCAUUAGUCCUCAUUGGACCUAUAGUUUGAAAUGCCAUGACUGUGGGGUCAUAAACGACUUCAACUGUCCCAACAUUAGAGUAUGUCCGUAUGACAUUAGGCGCUGUAUGACAAUCUCCAUUCGCAUAAACUCUCGUGAACUACUUGUUUAUAAGAACUGUACAAACAACUGCACAUUUGUGUAUCCAGCUGAACAGCCUCCUGAAGCCCCAAGAAAACAGAUCAAAGCGAAUAGUUUCUAUUGGGUUCGUUGUUGUAAUAGCAUGACUUGCAAUGCAGGAGGACCUACUAAUCUUGAAAGGGACAUAUUACCUGAUGCAACAAUUGAAGAGGAACUUCCAGAAGGAACUGUGCGGUUGGGGGAGUCAAAACUAUUCCUGAGCUUUGCCUUUAUCAUAGUCAGCAGUAUCCUGUUAUGAGGACCCUCCUUGGAGGGUCUGACCAUCUUCACCUGUUCUGCAGAGAAAUGUUGCUCUCCAUUAUUCCAUUGUAAGCCAGGGACACUUACCCACUGCUCCUAUACGUGGCCCAUUUAUGGUUUGUUGUAAGAGAAAAAUAAAGAAAAUUAUUGUUUAGUGGA
This is a messenger RNA of Saimiri boliviensis boliviensis (Bolivian squirrel monkey), 656 nucleotides long. It is a transcript of the gene GML, whose product is annotated as glycosylphosphatidylinositol anchored molecule like. The record is from RefSeq and is a predicted model, not a curated record. NCBI's taxonomy places the organism in Eukaryota, Metazoa, Chordata, Mammalia, Primates, Cebidae.